AUGAACAUCCACAUUGUUCUGUUCUUCUGCUUCUUAACAGGAGCUCUCUGUGAUGGAACCACCGGUACCUCCGGGAUCAACAUCAACGCUACCGAGGGAGGAAGAAUCCGAGUCCAAUGCUCCCUUCCGUCUGCAAGAAACGUCCGGAAGUUCUUCUGUAAGGACGACUGCAGAGGAGACGAUGUUCUCGUUGCAACGUCUGGAUCUGGAGCCCAGAAUGGCCGAUUCAGCCUGGAGGUCGACUCCCAGCGGCUGUACUUGAACAUCGGUCAGCUGGUGAAGUCAGACUCAGGCCGGUACAGGUGUGGAGUCAGAAGAGGAAGACCUCGCUUCACAGCUUCGUAUGACUUUGACCUCUGUGUUACCGACGCGAGGAGCGAAGAGACAACAGCUCCGACAGCGGUCCCUGAAACAAACAAGGUGUCUACAGCUCCGUCAGCGGUCCCUGAAACAAACAAGGUGUCUACAGGUCUGGUCCUGGUGUCGGUCGGGGUACCUGUGGUGGUGGUUCUGUUGGUUGUUGUUCUGCUCUUCUUCUACAAAACGAGGACGAAGCGGUCUGAUGGUACCAACAAGACAGGAAACACAGACAGCACCAAGACUCAGAUGGUCCCCUAUGAGAACUGGCCUCCAGGCUUCACACGGCCAGACUCCACCUACCAGGACCUCGAUCCAGUCACCCGGAACCAGAACCAGAUCUACUGGACACUCACUCACACACAGGACAACACGAAGGAUCACGUCUAGAACCGGACCGAGUGUGGUUGAAACCAGCGGUGGAAUGUAACUAAGUACAUUUACUCCACUACUGAUCUUAAGUACAACUUUAAGGUUCUUGUGUUUGACUUGAGUAUUUCCAUUUUAUUGUACUCUAUACUUCUCCUCCGGUACAUUUCAGAGGGAAACGUUUCAUUCUGCCACAUUAACCUGACAGCUGGAGUUACUGUUCACAGAUUUAACAUCACUUUAAGAAUGUACUGCAUUAUAAAUUCAGUAUUAAGCAGUGACCGUUAGCCCUACCGUGACUAUUAACAUGCUGCUGAUAUAAAUGCAUCAAGAACAUAUUCCAUAAUAUAACAUCAUAUAGGAUAUAUUUAACACUCUGAGUGGGGUCAUUUUGCAAAAAGAAAAAAGCAAUUCUUGCAGAAAUCUCCAAAAUGUCAAAAGAUUUUGAUCCCAAAUCACAGCAUGUCUUCUUCUAUGGUGUUCCUCAAGGUCUUGGUGUCUUAAUCUGGUAUUUCAGAGGAUUAUUGAUCAUUUUGAUCAAUAAUCCAGUUGGUAAAAAAAAUGGUUAAAUUUAGCACCAAACCUGUUGAACAAAUGGAAUCAACACAACAACUUAUGAGACGUAAUAGAGAAUGAGGAUGACCAUCAGAUACUGCUAUCAUCAUGUUCUAAACACGUAUACACUUUCACUAUUUAUUUUAAAUAAUUCAUAAUUCAUGUUUAUUUCUGAUUUAUGACUAGAGCAUCUUGACCCUCAGAGCUGAGCCACAUCUCAGAUUAAUCUCCAGGUUCUCAGCUUUCAGAUGAUGUUCACCACUUCUCUGUGACAUCUACUGUUGACCUGCUACCUGCCCCUAAAGACCCCCUAAAGACCUCCUAAAGACCCCCUAAAGACCCCCUAAAGACCACCUGGACCCCCUAAAGACCCCCUGAACCCCCUAAAGACCCCCUGGACUCCCUAAAGACCCCCUAAAGACCUUCUAAAGACCCCCUGGACCUCCUACAGACCCGAUGAAAUCAUAGAUGAAAGACUGAGAGAGCUGAGAGUUGUUCCUCUGUGUUAACUCAAAGGCACCACCUGGUGGCCAUGCAGCUGUACUCACAAACAUCUGGACUGAAUCACAACAUCUGGACUGAAUCACAAACAUCUGGACUGAAUCACAAACAUCUGGACUGAAUCACAAACAUCUAGACGGAAUCACAAACAUCUGGACUGAAUCACAAACAUCUGGACUGAAUCACAAACAUCUAGACGGAAUCACAAACAUCUGGACUGAAUCACAAACAUCUGGACUGAAUCACAAACAUCUGGACUGAAUCACAAACAUCUGGACUGAAUCACAUCCUGUUAAACGUGAAGUCAAACUGAAAUUAAACAUAUUUUUUUAGGAGAUCAGUAAUUGUCUCAAAGUAACGUUUGUUUCUAUCGAUUUUACAUUUUUUACAGAAAUAUUCGUUCAUAUCUGCAAAGUUAGUGUUUUUUUUACUUUUGUAUUUAUUUGGUCAAAACUGUUUUUAUCAAAAGGAAGAAAUUAAAGUUUUAUUUAUGGCUGAAACUAACAGUUAUAUUCAUUAUCGUUUAAUUGUUU
Messenger RNA from Sebastes umbrosus (honeycomb rockfish), 2315 nucleotides. Its product is annotated as CMRF35-like molecule 5. Bases 1 to 747 code for a protein of 248 amino acids. The record is from RefSeq and is a predicted model, not a curated record. The transcript has 8 exons. NCBI's taxonomy places the organism in Eukaryota, Metazoa, Chordata, Actinopteri, Perciformes, Sebastidae.